GUAAGCGAUGGCUACAUCAAUGGCUCCUUAUAAAAUCCGCUACUAUAGGAUCCCUGAGACUACCAAUUCUUUUGUAAAGUGUACAUAUUGGAUUUUCUAGCCUGUUGCUCUAAACUUUCACCAAACUAGUGCUUAGAUGUCAGCAAAGGUUGUUUUAGAGGAAAUUAAAGAAUAUAAUAAUUUUAUAAGAUGAUCUUUCCGAGAUGAUUAGUCUCAAUAUCAAAUAAUUGAAGGCAUCUAUAAACAAGAAGCUGCACAAAUUCUUCUAUAUUCUUUUAAGAAAGUUGAAAGAAAUGUUAUAGCUGCUAAUUGUUGAUAAUUAGAUAGUAAAUACAAAAGAUCGAAUAGAAGAUAGAAACCACUCUCUAUGGACAAUUUUCUCUGUCUGGUUCCUAAACUUAGCUAACUCUAUCACCAAAUUUCUCAAUUCUCCAUGCGAUUUAUCUCUACCACAGCUAAAGCUUAAGGUGCAUCUAUAAAUAAGCAGAAAAUGAGCAACUUUAUUCUUCAUGAGCCUCUGCUUAAUAUUCCUGUAACUCUAUUCAUCCCAUAGUCAGUAUUUCCCAAAUCUCAAGGAAUUUUUUUAGUGAAAUGAACAAAGACCUUAGAUAUUCUAGAAAGAAUUCGAAAAAUACUAAAAAUGUUCAUAUAACUGUGUGAAUGCUUCUAAUACAAUUUAUCUUGAGAGUCUAAAAUUAGCCUUGGACUCUAUUGGGUUGCAGAAUUUUAUAGAGUACUCCUUGUUAAAGUUGAUUUCAUUCCUUCUAGCAAAUACCAGAAAAUGGAUUCUAAAAGUAAUAAAACUAUUGUGGAUGAUAAAGUUAUUAAAAACCUAUUUGCGGAUCAUAGUGGCAAGUCAAGCGGAAACUGUUUAUCAGACUGAAAGUAUUUUGACCUCCUGCCUUCCGAAGCCCAACAGUCCUCCAAGAAGGAUACUCCAACUGAGAAACUACUUAAGAAGGAGUGGAUGGAGACUCUUUCUAUUGAACAGAGAAUGCUAGCCAUUUCCACGAUUUUCACAAAAAAUUAUGAUAUUGAGAACAGAAUUAGAGAUGAAUUGGUCCAAAUUUAGCAUCCAUAAUUCUGACCAUGAAGCUAGCCAAUACAGAGACAGGUUCCAUCAUUUUUCAAACUCCAAUGAAGAUUUCUUGGGUAUUGCAGAGAAUGGCCCAUCGAGGAUAAAUGGGUACAACUCUCAUAUAAGUUUUGCGACUUCUUGUUCUGUAGGGAACAGUGCAAUUUUUGAGCACAUCUCUUUCAUUGACACACAUUUUCCAGAAGACACCCUUAGUUUUCACUCAGAUUUGGUCGAAAAUGUUGACGUCUUCUUCGACCUUUUAGAAGAAAACACUAGAGUUUGAUUCAAAGAGCAAGACUCCAGAAGUUUCGGAUCUUCCCCUAGCCUAGAAGGCAUUCAAUGGUACCAAAAGAGACCAGACAAGAUAGAAUCGAGGCUCAAAGCCAAAAUCUGGUGAUUGAUCGAAGUUGCUCUUGAUAAGACUUAUCAAAGAUCCUGUGGUAAAAAAAAGAGCAAAAGUCCUAAGAACAUGAUUAAGCCUGUUGAUGCUAAUUUUUACAUUGAUAAAGAGCAAAUAGUUGAAAAUUUGGACUUAGUGAAUAUCAUCACUCCAUUCAUUUCAGAUGAAAGCAAUGAUAGGAAGAUUGCUAUAGAUUUUCUGAAAUAAAAACCCUGUGAAAAGAGAAGGCAGAAAGGAGUUGAUAAAAGUUACAUCAACUCCCUAUUCACACAAAAAGUUAGACCCAGAAGAUUAUGAAGUAAUAGAGCAAUGGGAAGCUGUUGUCAGUAGCUUCAGAACAUAUCUCGAGGAGAAAAUAUCAGAUGACAGGCUCGCAGGGAAUGAAACCCAACAAAAUAAUGAAGAGCUUCAUGAAAUCCUCUACAAGCUGAAACUGUAUAACUAUGAUGAGAAAAUUGAUGAAGACAUUAGGUGUUUCGCUAGCUAUUAUUAUAAUGACUUAGCACACCAGGGUAGAGAGAAAGCUCUGGAUAUGCUCUGAUUCGAGUCCUCAAUCGAUCAUGCACCUAAAGAUCCUAAGAAGACAAGCAAAAAUAAAUAAAAAUAAGGAAAAAUCCAAACGAAGGAACAAUAAGAAGGAUAAAUAAAAAUCAGCUCAAGAAAAAGGAAGAAACUAAGAACCAAGUAACUGAAGAGCCUGAAACAGAUGAUCAGUUUGAAAAAUUAGAGGUUAAAGUUUCUGGCAACAACAAGCUAGGCAAAGCUUUUCUCAAUGAAAUCGAUACUUCCAUACAAAAUAAACAGGAUGAAGAUAUAGAAGAAGAAAAAGAAAUUCCUCAACAAGAUUUACAGGAGGAGAAGUCUAAAACUCCAGAAAGUUCUACUAAAGAUAACAUUCCAGAUAGUAGAAGCAUCAAAUUUUAAAAAUUGAAUAUUUAGUGAAGAGCUUAUAAUACCAUUUAAACCUUCAAACUUAGGUGCAAUAGAGCCAAAUGAUCAAAAAGAGGCCUCAGAGGUCUAGAUAAGAGUCUAAAGAGUAAAGAUAC
This is a messenger RNA of Moneuplotes crassus, 2524 nucleotides long. The record is from the annotation of a GenBank genome assembly. Lineage: Eukaryota; Ciliophora; Spirotrichea; Euplotida; Euplotidae.